This is a messenger RNA of Salvia splendens (bonfire salvia), 3891 nucleotides long. RefSeq names its product protein ALWAYS EARLY 3. Gene Ontology annotation, cellular component: nucleoplasm; transcription repressor complex. Gene Ontology annotation, biological process: regulation of transcription by RNA polymerase II; reproductive process; regulation of cell cycle. Bases 251 to 3652 code for a protein of 1133 amino acids. The transcript has 22 exons. The record is from RefSeq and is a predicted model, not a curated record. Gene Ontology annotation, molecular function: DNA binding. NCBI's taxonomy places the organism in Eukaryota, Viridiplantae, Streptophyta, Magnoliopsida, Lamiales, Lamiaceae.
AGGAAAAAUACAUUAUUUCUUCCUCAAAACUUCCUCUCUCUAAAACACACUCCUUCUCUCUCUCCAAACGCCCGCAUAUUGUCGUUAUCCUUUCUUUUUCAUCCACUAACAAUCGCUUGUGAAUUCGAAUCUGAGAGCUUUCUGCAAUGUGGUGAAUUGAAUUUACUGGAGAGAAGCAGUGCCGUUGAGUGCAAAAUUGGAGCUAUCAUCUACUCCACCUUUGAGAUUUAGAGAGUGUACUUAACUGGUGAUGGGGCCAACAAGAAAAUCUAGAAGUUUGAACAGGCGGUAUACUCAUGACGAUUCUCCCAGCAAAGAUGAUGAUAGUACCAAAAGAAGCAGUGGCCGGAAAAGAAAGUUGUCUGACAUGCUUGGGCCUCGGUGGACUACAGAAGAGCUAUCCCGUUUUUAUGGUGCUUACCGCAAGUAUAAUAACGAUUGGAGAAAGAUUGCAAGUUCUGUGAGAAAUCGCUCUCCCGAGAUGAUGGAGGCCCUUUACACAAUGAAUAGGGCAUAUUUAUCUCUUCCACACGGAACUGCUUCUUCAGAUGGGUUGAUUGCUAUGAUGACUGAUCAUUACUGCAAUUUGGCAGGAAGUGACAGUGACCUGGAAAGCAAUGAUGGGACUGGAUCAUCUAGAAAGACUAAGAAACAGGCAUGUGGCAAAAUCCAACCUACUACAUCUAAAUCAUAUAAUGACCAAUUUGUUUCACAUUGCCAGGUCACUAUGCCAGAUUAUGGUUUCCUACCAUUUUUGAAGAAGAAACGCUCUGGAGGUGGCCGACCUUGUCCUGUUGGGAAAAGGACACCAAGAUUCCCCGUUUCAUUUCCAAGUGAAAAGUUUAUAGCAGAAAGUAAUGUUUCUCCCAGAAGGCCAGGCUUGAAGUUAAAGGUUAAUGCCAAUGAUGAUGAAGUAGCUCAGGAGAUAGCCAUUGCUUUAGCAGAGGCAUCACAAAAAGGAAGCUCUUCCAAGGUUUCACAGACACCAAGUAAAAUAGCUGAAAGUGUUAUGUCAUCACCUUUUAGAUAUGCUCAGAGCAAGCAUUCUGUAGCAGAAACGACCAGCAACCAGAAUGCUGCCGUGGAUGAAGAAGAAUUAGAAGGAAGCACAGAGGCUGAAACUGGUGAAUUGUCUAGGUACAAACCUUCUCUGGUGGAAUCUAGGAGUCCUGGUACAGUGAAAGAGAAGACAAAGAAACUCAAAGGCAAGAAAUGUGAAAUUGGUAAUAAUAGUGAGCAUCUCUUAGAUGACAUCAAGGAAGAAUGUAGUGGAACAGAAGAAGGUCAGCGGGUUGGAGCAAUGACAAGCAACUUUCAUGUGGAGGUCACUGAUACCAAGAUUUCAAGCUCCUCUGUGCACAGUCAGAGAAAGAAGAGCAAAAGGAUUCUCUAUGGAAGAGAUGAUGCUCCAGCCUUUGAUGCCCUACAAACACUAGCUGAUUUGUCUCUGUUGAUGCCAAUGGGAGAUGAAGAUGAGUCAAGGCUGCAUUUUAAAGACGGAGGUGAUGAUCCUGUUGAUGAGUUGCUGUCGACAGAAUCUCUUCCAAUUGACCAGAAAAGAGAAAAACGACAAUACUCAGGGGUAAGAAUGAAAGGACACAAGCCACUAUCAAGUUCCAAAGUUGCUCCUAGUAAAACCUCAAAACCUGGAAAAGCCUCAGUUACUAGUUCUGUUCCUGAAGAAGAUAAGGAUCUUCAACCAUCUAUUGCCAAAACCCCAAAAAGGAAACAAAAGAUGCAAGUGUCUAAGGUUCCAAAAACUGAAGCACGUCCAGAUCUUCAUCUAAGUCGAUCUCCUAGGGUUGAGGAUGGAGAUCCUGGGAAGAAGUUAAUGAAUAGAAGUAAGAAAUCUUCUCAAAGUGGCUCACCUCAUUCAAUAAGAAACUCUGGGAAUUCUUGCAGUGCUGAUAUACAAAAAGAAGCAAGUGAGUCUGCACAGGUUCCUGUGGUUAGUCAGGUCCACUCACCAACUAAAGUCAGGAGCAGGCGAAAAAUGGACCUCAAGAAACCACAAAAACUUUGUGAUAACAUCUCAAACUACCAAAGUGACCUGUCAAUUGCUUCAGUCCAUGGAAGAGUGCUUAAGUCAAAGGAAAAUAUGUCCAUUUGCUUGUCAAAUCCUCGUCUAAGAAGAUGGUGCAUUUACGAAUGGUUCUACAGUGCCAUUGAUUAUCCUUGGUUUGCAAAGAGGGAGUUUGUUGAAUAUCUGUAUCACGUUGGAUUGGGUCAUGUGCCAAGAUUAACUCGUGUGGAGUGGGGUGUAAUUAGAAGUUCUCUUGGUAAACCACGACGAUUUUCAGAGCAGUUCCUCAAGGAAGAGAAGGAGAAGCUUAAUCAGUACCGUUAUUCUGUCAGAAAACAUUAUACUGAGCUACGUGAAGGUGUUCGGGAAGGACUACCAACUGACCUUGCAAGGCCUUUAUCGGUUGGACAACGUGUCACUGCCAUCCAUCCAAAAACAAGAGAGGUCCACGACGGAAGUGUGCUGACUGUUGAUCAUUCUAGGUGUCGGGUACAAUUUGACCAUCAUGAACUAGGGGUUGAAUUUGUCUUGGACAUUGACUGCAUGCCUUUGAACCCUCUCGAGAAUCUGCCUACAGCAUUAGUUGGGAAACAACCAAUUUCUGCUGAUAAGUUUUUUGGAAAUUUCAACGAGCUAAAGAUGUGCGGACGAAUACAAGACUACAUGAAGCUUUGCCCUGAUGACAAAGUUGUUGCCACAGACAAUAUCUCCCACUUGUCUCUUUCAGUUGAUCCUGCAAGUUUGUUGAAUCAGACAAAGGUCUCUUCUGCAAAUACUAAUUUGCAAAUGAGGAUUGGAUCUGCUGAAACUCCCAAUUACCAACAAAUAGCAUAUUCUCAGAUCCAGGCAAAGGAAGCUGAUGUUCAAGCUCUGGCUGAACUGACUCGUGCACUUGAGAAAAAGGAAGCUGUUGUUCUAGAGUUGAGGCGCAUGAACGACGACUUGUCCAUAUAUCAGAUUGACAGCAAUAACUCUUUGAAGGACUCUGAGCCAUUUAAAAAGCAAUAUGCUGCAGUGCUUGUACAGUUGAAUGAAAUCAAUGAUCAGGUUUCUUCUGCUUUAUAUUGCUUGAGACAGAGGAAUACAUAUCAAGGAAGCAUGCCACUAAUGUGGUCCAGGGCAGGCACCAAUUCUGCUGAUCCUGGCGGAGAAUUUUCUGUCGACCAUUCUGCAUGUCAAACUACUGAAUCAGGACCCCACGUGAACGAUAUCAUAAAUAGUUCAAGAACAAAAGCAUGGGCAAUGGUGGAUGCAGCAAUGCAGGCGGUUUCAUCUCUCAAGUGUAGGGAGGGCACCAUGGAGAAGAUCGAGGAGGCUAUAGAUUAUGUUAAUGACCGACUUCCAUCCGAUGAUUCCAGCACACCUAUGGCACCGCAUCCUAAUGCUAUGAGUGCAUCCGACACAGAAUCUCAAAUUCCUUUUGAGCUGAUCUCCAAAUGCGUGGCAACUUUGCUCAUGAUUCAGAAGUGCACACAAAGGCAGUUCCCUCCUUCCGACGUGGCACAGAUUCUGGAUUCUGCAGUCACAAGUUUACAGCCACGCAGCACGCAGAAUCUCCCUGUUUACUCUGAAAUACAGAAGUGCAUGGGCAUCAUCAGGAACCAAAUAAUGGCGUUGAUACCGACGUGACACGGCUUCACCUGCUGUCGGAAUGUAAAUAAUUCAUUUCUUGAUUUGAUUAUCAUAGCUUUCAGUCCUUGUUAACGUUGAAUGAAGAAAAUGGAGUGAGAGCCAUUCUGCUUGAUUGUUGGUUACCUUUGAACUUAAUGUGGUGAUAGUGUUUGACUGAGAUGCCAUUUGCAAUUUUUGUAAUUUAAUUUUCGGCCACAAUUACUCGAUCUUUUAGUGAAUUUUGAAGGACUGCUGUA